AUGAAAGAGCUGGCUGGACUUAAACAUGAAAUUAAUAAUCAGAUGGCGGCAAAUGUGCAAACAAUACAAGACCAAAAAAUGGAAAAAGCCGCCGCCCAAAUAGAGGAGCUGGAGGCAUGGAGUGUCGCUGCAAACACCCUACUCCAAGAAACACUGAAAGACCAGAAGUUACUUGUCGACAAAUUGAACGAUCUGGAGUCCAGAUCCCAAAGAAAUAAUCUGCGGAUAUAUGGUGUGCCGGAGGGUGCGGAAGUACAACAAGAUAAGGCAUACAAACAUGUUAAAAGCAUCCUAAAAGAGGAAGGAAUCCGCUUUUUACCAAGAUACGUAUUCGCUGGGACAGCGGACGCUAAACCUACAACAAUGCAAGGGAAGCCGUGCGAUAGCUACAAUGUGGAAGAGCCGCGGGGAGACACGGAUAUGCCGCCGCUGCGUGAACAACUCCGCCAAACGGUGCUGUGGCAGCUCAUCGAGAGACAUGGAGAUCAGAGACAAUCAGACGGGCACGGGAACACCUUCAAGAAUUGCAACGAAAGACUCAUGCUUGAACUGAGAUAUGAUUAUGAAGUCCGAGCGGCGGACAUGUCGGUGGCUCCCAUCCUGGAGACUCGACCGGCAAGACCGACGUCGGGCAGAAUAACAGUGGUCGGUGACCCAUUGUCCGAGGUUGUACACGGCUGGCAUGACCUGGACAACAGUGAAUAUGACUGCUGGCCCAUGAAGAAUCCUGAUGAGCAGAACAUGAUUGACUGUGCUGGAUUGGAGAUGAGUUGGGUAGUUAGACCACCGGAGAAAGUGCGGAGUGGAGAGGAGUUUAACGUCACUUACGCUGUCAGUGCAUCCAAUGCCUUCUAUGAAAUGGCUGUGAAAAAUGGUAUCCUGAAGCACAGUGAGAUCACAGACAACGCCAGCGAGGCCAAACGGUUCUGUGAAGAAAACGAGUGCCCAUCUGAGUGGAAACACGCGACAGAAAGCAAUUGUUGCAUUUACCACGCCAACAUCCACUCCUGCCCAAUGGCAUUCAUGAAAAAAGGUGGAAUCUGUGGCCCCUGGGUUCCAGAUGAUGGGAAACUAAUGACCCACACUGUGUCGCAAGCUGGGAAGAUGUCCCAAAAGAACUGGACAACUAAGGUUGUGCUGGUCCAGAUUGGGGUGACUUCAAUGAUUGCACACGUCAAGGUGGGACGAAUGCACGGGGCCUUGGAGGCAAAGACAAAUGUACAGAGCGCACAAGUGUGCGAUGAUGGUGUAUGUGACGUGGAUGAGCGGUGUGACACUUGCCCGGCUGACUGUGGGCCGUGCCCCAUGACCAUCGGCAUCAAAGCUGCCAUAGGCCUCCCAAUUGCCCUCUUCAGCACCGGGUUCAUCCUCACGGUGGUGUGGCUGCAGUACCAGAAGCGGAAGAUGCUGUGGGAUGAGAGCUGGAUCAUCAACCUGAAGGAGAUCAGCACAGGCAGCAAGUUCCCUCUGGGAAUCGGCAGUGCCGUGACCAUCCAACAAGCCAACGGCACCUCCGUCCCAAGUCUCCAUGACGACUCGGCCAGUGGAUACAUUGACAGCCCGGACAACAAGCAGGGCUUCAUACAAAGCGGAAUCUAUGAUGGUCGGACAGUGGCCAUCAAAAGGAUACGGAAGAAAACCUUUACCCUCUCAAAGAUCGUCCGCAAGGAAGUGAAGCAAGUGAGGGAGCUGGAUCACCCAAACCUGUGCAAGUUUAUUGGCGGCACCGUGGAGGUCCCCAACGUUACCAUUGUCACCGAGUAUUGUCCUAAAGGCAGCCUGUUUGAUGUCCUCUACAACGAUGACAUUCCCUUGAACUGGGGGUUCAGAUUGUCCUUUGCCACUGAUAUUGCACGUGGCAUGGCCUACCUUCACCACCACAAGAUCUACCACGGGAGACUGCAGUCAACCAACUGUGUCAUCGAUGAUCGAUGGGUGUGCAAGAUCGCAGAUCAUGGGCUAGCAGUCUAUAGGAGGGAUGAUUUCGAAGACUUGACCGAUUCCUUUAUUCCAAGAGCAAGCCGCAUUCACUGUGCUCCCGAGGUGAUUGCAGGGAUCGCAACGAACAUGUGCCCAACAGUGGAUGUUUACAGCUUCUCCAUAAUACUGCUUGAAAUCGCAACACGGAGUGACCCAUUGCCGGCACAGGAAUAUCUGGUGGAGUUGACCUGGCGACCCAGUCUUCCCGAAAUACACACCAGCAAGUCCGACAACGAUUGUCCCAGCCAGGAGGAGUAUGCUGAGUUGAUAAAGAAGUGUUGGGCUCAUAAUUCUCUCCUGCGGCCAACGUUUGAACAAAUUAAGAAGAUGCUUGAGAAGAUGAACCCCAAUAAAGUCAGCCCGGUGGAUAUGAUGAUGACCUUGAUGGAAAAGUACAGCAAGCACCUGGAACUCAUCGUUUCUGAGAGGACUCAGGAUCUACUCCAGGAGAAGCAGAAGACGGACUCGCUGCUGUACAGCAUGUUACCCAGAGCUGUGGCCGAUAACCUCCGCCAGGGGAUUUCUUCGGAGGCGCAGAGUUACGCCAACGCCACCGUCUAUUUCAGUGACAUUGUUGGCUUCACCAGCCUGUCCAGCGCCAGCACUCCGUACCAAGUGGUGGACUUCCUCAACCGCCUUUACACCACCUUCGAUGACAUAAUCGACAACCAUGACGUCUACAAGGUGGAGACCAUUGGAGAUGCCUACAUGGUAGUUUCGGGGGUGCCCAACGAGAACGGGCUGAACCAUGUGGCUGAGAUUGCCAGCAUGGCACUGGACCUGGUCUCCGUCUGCAGGUCCUUCGUCAUCCCACACAAGCCCGACGUCAGGCUGAAGAUCCGUGCCGGAAUUCACUCAGGUCCUGUUGUGGCCGGUGUGGUUGGAACCAAGAUGCCUCGAUAUUGUUUAUUUGGAGACACAGUAAACACUGCGUCAAGAAUGGAGUCAACCAGUGAAGCACUCAAAAUUCAAUGUAGCUCCAGCUCGUCAGAACUGCUGAAGGAAAUUGGCGGUUAUCUCCUAACCUGCCGCGGCCCGCAGAUCGUGAAGGGAAAGGGCGAGAUGAUCACCUGGUGGCUUGAUGGGAAGGAAGGUGAUGUAUCAGAGUGAGUCAUGGUGCCAGGAAGGGCAAAACCAGUCGAGCAUUCGAUCCUGACCAAAGGCAGCCGUUUCUUCUGAAGUUCGUCAAGUUCAGACUCCAGACGGCAUUGGAUAUCCCAUUGAAUGUUUCAUAACCACAUCCUUGUAUGUAGCUUGUGCUGGUUUGUUGAGGCGUUCCCCACUUUUGGUGUUUGUUAGAUUUUAAGCUUUAGACUUUAGAUAUACAGACUUUUCACCGAGUCCACGCCAACAGCGAUCACCCCGCACUAUCCUACACUUGAGAGACAAUUAACAAUUUUACUGUCGCUAAUUAACCUACAAACCUGUACAUCUUUGGAGUGUAGGAGGAAACCGGAGCACCCGGAGAAAACCCAAGCGGUCACAGGGAGAACGUAUAAACUCCGUACAGUCAGCACCCGUAGUCAGGAUCGAACCCUGGUCUCUGAUGCUGUGAGGCAGUAACUCUACCGUUGCGGCACCGUGUUGCCCCAAUGUUGUUCAUAGCCUUUGUGUCGUCCCAUCUCCUCAACACGUCACCAGGGAAGGAGCGGAGACAGUCCCUUAAACUAUGAAAGCCCCUUGAAAAAGUAAUUCAAAAUCAGUGGCACAGACAACAGUCUUGGUGGCACUGUUCCAACAACUUACACUUCCGAUGUUUAUCAAACCUGCACUCAGCAUGAGAUAGAUACAUGUUCCGGUUUAGGCUUAUUAUUGUCAAGUGUACCGAGGUACAGUGAAAAGCUUUGUUUUGCAUGCUAUCCAAACAGAUUGGAUAAUACCAUACAAUCAAGUCUAGUUCAAGUACAAUAAGCUAUUCCCAUUAAUACCAAGCACAUAUUGCAUAUUGCACAACAGAUAAACAGUAGGUAGAGCAAAGGGGAAGAUGAAGAGUGCAGAAUAUAGUUCUCAGCACUGUAGUGCACCAGUUCCAGAGACAAAAUCCAAUGUCCGCAAUGGGGUGAAUCUAAUGGGAGGAAAGAAGCACGAUGCUAAUAUAGACGAUCAAAACAUCCAUCACACAGACCACACUCCACCAUUGACUCCAUCUACACUUCACGUUGCCUCAGGAAAGCAGCCAACAUAAUCAAAGACUUGUCCCACCCCGGUCAUUCUUUCUUCUUCCUGCUUCCAUUGGGGAGAAGGUACUGAAGCUUGAAAGUGCACACCACCAGACACAGGAACAGCCUCUUCCUGUUCUGAACAGUCCUUCCAUAAGCUAGGGCACUUUCCAAUGCACUGUCCCAUGCUAGUCUAGUUUUAGAAUCCUCUCUCUCUUCCUGAAUAGGUGUUGAAGCAGAAUCUUUAAACAGUUUGAAGGGCAAGGUGAGAGAAAAACAGUGAGUGUUCACUUUAUACAUGUCCCUCAUGAUCUUGUACACUUCAAUAAGCUCACCCACUGUGUGGAGUUUGCACAUUCUCCCUGUGACCACAAGGGUUUCCUCUGGGUGCUCCGGUUUCCUCCCACAUUCCAAAAACAUGCAGCUUUGUAGGUUAAUUGGCUUUUGUAAAUUGCCCCUUGUGUGUAGGAUAGUGCCAGUGUACAGGGUAAUCAUUGGUUGGUGUGGACUGGUUUGGCCGACGGGUCUGUUUCCAUACCAUACCUCUAAACCUAAAACACCCCUCAGCCUCCUACACUCCAAAGAAAAAAGUCACAGCCUGUCGAACCUCCCACUACAACUUAAAUCUGCAAGCCCAGGUAACAUCCUAGUGAAACUCCUGCAUACAUCACACCCAUUCCCUGUGGAAAGAGGUUUUUCCAGAACUCGGCUCCUGAUCAGAUGUAUUGAGAACUGCAUAUUUCUGAUCCAGGUUCAUAGGUUCAUGUUCAUAAGUUAUAGCAGAAUUGGGCCAUUUGACCCACCAAGUCUACUCCGCCAUUCAAUCAUGUCUGAUCUAUAUUUUCCUCUCAACCCCCUUCUCCUGCCUUCUCCCCCAAACCCCUGACACAUGUACUAAUCAAGGAUCUAUCUCUGCCUUAAAAAUAUCUAUUGACUUGGCUUCCACAGAUUCACCACCAUCUGACUAAAGAAACUCCUACUCAUCUCCUACUGAAAGGAAUGUUCUUUAACUCGGGUCCUGGACUCUCCCCCUUUGAUCUGUCAUUUUCACACCUUAUCCUUCCAUAUCUCUGUCUCCCUAUCCCCUCUCUCAGUCUGAAGAAGGGUAAUGACUCGUAACGUCACCCAUUCGUUCUCUCCAGGGAUGCUGCCUGUCCCACUGAGUUAUCUUCGAGAAAACAAAUCACCUUUAUUUUGCUGCAUUGAGUAAUAAGUAUCCAAAAUAAAUAAUCAGUAAAGGAUGUCUUUUGGUUUCUGCCAUUUGGCUUGAUGUUCAGAAUUCUACAAGAAUCACUCACCGCUUGACCUUGACUCAAUACUGAUGAUGGGGUCACUUGAGUUGCAAUAUAUCUCAUAACUAUCAAAUGUCAAUGCCUGUAGAUUCAAAUCUAAAUGUGCAAUAUGUUUCCUUGUGUUUCGUGAGAAACCAAAUGCUGAAGUAAUUCAAUUAAUCAGGCAGCACCUGUGGAGGGAAGGAUGUGAUGUUUUGGGCCGGGACCCUUCUUCAGACUCAACAUCCCUUUUCAGUCUGAAGAAGGGUCCUGACCCAAAACAUCGCCUGCCUAUUCCCUCCACAGAUGUUUUGGGUCGGGACCAUUCUUCAUAGAUGUUCUCCCAGAUGUACUCCCCAGAUGCUUGAGUCCAGUCUGAAGAAGGGUCGUGAGUCUGAAGAUCGGGUCCCGACCCAAGACCUCACCUACCGAUUCCCUCUACAGAUGCUGCCUGAUGCGAUGAGUUCCUCCAGCACUUUAUGUGUUACUCUUAGGAUUCCAGCAUCUGCAGUUUCUUGUACCUCCCUUUGUCGGUGAUUAGGUUUGUGAGUGUAUUGUGUAUUGUGAAUGUACAUGACCAUACAUGGAUAGUGUGUUCGUCAGUAAAUCACAAGCAGUGAACGUUUCUCAGUCCCAUGGUGUAGAGAGUGGCCACGGCUACCAACAUCCCACACAUUUAUCAUCACGAGGACUUUGUAAACCCGCAGAGUUACCACCGCCUUCAACGCUGUACUUAGCAAUGCGUACAAU
Molecule: messenger RNA, 6160 nt
Organism: Leucoraja erinaceus (little skate)
Lineage: Eukaryota; Metazoa; Chordata; Chondrichthyes; Rajiformes; Rajidae
Product: atrial natriuretic peptide receptor 2-like
Exons: 27
Coding region: 1-3090 (1029 amino acids)
Biological process (GO): protein phosphorylation; intracellular signal transduction; receptor guanylyl cyclase signaling pathway
Molecular function (GO): ATP binding; protein kinase activity; peptide receptor activity
Source: RefSeq, a predicted model, not a curated record